AAUAAAUAUAGAGCUAAUAGUUUCAGAUCUCUUAAUACUGUAGUCUAUAUAGUGAACACCUAAUGGUUUUUGUUUAACAUAUGCAAUGUAUGAUAUAGGGAUUUUGUUAAUCAUAAUCAUAACACAGAUUAUUCACUCAUGACACAAGUAUUAGAUGUGCAAAGGCAGCUGCAAUCUUAAUAACUUGAUGAGUAGCCAGUUAUGUUUGCAGUCUUGACUGGAUUAUUGCUUAGAGGGGCCUAAAUCGUUUUGUGCUGACAGAGGGUCAGUGGUAAUCCAAGGUGGGUCUUUAAAAGCACCUUCGCAGUGCUUGGAUCAGUUUGUAGCAAGGUCCAUACCUGUAUCUGAACAACAAAGGCAAGCAACACUUCAAGCAACGGCUCACAAGCAACCGCAACGAUGAACGGCACAGAGGGUCCCAACUUCUACGUCCCCAUGUCAAAUGCGACUGGGGUGGUGAGAAGCCCCUUCGAAUACCCACAAUACUAUCUUGCUGACCCAUGGAAGUAUUCGGCACUGGCAGCCUACAUGUUUUUUCUUAUCCUCACUGGCUUCCCCAUCAACUUCCUGACCCUCUAUGUCACCAUCCAGCACAAGAAGCUCAGGACCCCUCUAAAUUACAUUCUGUUAAACCUGGCUGUGGCUGAUCUGUUCAUGGUUUUCGGAGGCUUCACCACCACAAUGUAUACAUCGAUGAAUGGCUACUUUGUCUUCGGGACCACUGGGUGCAACAUUGAAGGAUUCUUUGCUACCCUCGGAGGUGAAAUUGCUCUGUGGUGCCUGGUGGUGCUGGCUAUCGAGAGGUACAUAGUUGUCUGCAAGCCCAUGAGCAACUUUCGAUUCGGUGAAAACCAUGCCAUCAUGGGAGUUGUAUUCACCUGGGUAAUGGCCCUGUCUUGUGCUGCUCCACCUCUUUUCGGCUGGUCCAGGUACAUCCCAGAAGGCAUGCAGUGCUCCUGCGGAAUUGACUAUUAUACUCUGAAGCCUGAGGUGAACAACGAGUCCUUUGUGAUCUAUAUGUUCAUUGUCCACUUCAGUAUUCCACUGAUCAUCAUCAGCUUCUGCUACGGCCGCCUGGUCUGCACCGUCAAGGAGGCUGCCGCCCAGCAGCAGGAGUCUGAGACCACCCAGAGAGCUGAGAGGGAAGUCACCCGAAUGGUCGUCCUCAUGGUCAUCUCCUACUUGGUAUGCUGGACUCCUUAUGCUAGCGUAGCCUGGUACAUCUUCACCCACCAGGGAAGUCAUUUCGGCCCUGUCUUUAUGACAGCCCCGGCUUUCUUUGCCAAGAGCUCUGCCCUUUAUAAUCCUCUCAUCUACAUUGUCAUGAAUAAGCAGUUCCGUCACUGCAUGAUCACAACCCUUUGCUGUGGCAAGAACCCUUUCGAAGAGGAAGAAGGCUCUGUUUCCGCGUCCAAGACAGAGGCUUCCUCUGUGUCCUCCAGUUCUGUCUCUCCAGCAUAAAAAAUCUCUCUUCAAAGCGGCUAACAAAUACACCGUCAAUGAAAUAUAUUUCUGCUCCCGGUACCGAUUGAAUGCUCUAUGACUACAGAAGUAACAGAAUUAACUUUUUGUAUUUUUUACAAAGCAGUUUAUUAAACCGAAAGAGUGUUAAACCAGAGGACGGCACAUUCUGUCCAAAUGACUGUUGUUUCUGUAUGUACAGUGAGUCCAAUAUAAUGAUGUAUAAGAUAUUUUAGGAUAAAGGAAAAUACCUUAAAACUUUUAUAGUUGGGCUCUACCUGUAACCAGCUUUAUCUGAUUGUAGAGGCAUGUAAUCAAUGCAACGUAAAAUAAACAGCACUUUGCAAAUAUAUAACUUUGUUUCUCUUUUAUUGUCCACCAACAUAUUCUAUAAUAUGAUUUGUACUAUAUAUGACCAGGAACCUGGUUAUUUAUAAUGUUCAUAAGGAUUUAUUUUAAACUAUGUGAGGGUCACUAAAGCAGCAAAUUGCUUAAAAAAAAAAAAAAAAAAAAAAAAAAAAGAAAUGCUAUUUAUUUCAAAUGUCAGUACAACCCUUGUUGGUUUUCAAUUGUGUGCAAUACACACUUUCCCCACUGAGGGUAAUUCAGUGCCUGAAUUUAUGUUUAGAAUUAUGAUUACCAUGCGUCAAAGUAUAUCUCUUACAACUAAGUCACCUCCAAUUUCCCCUCCAGCAGUUUUAAUUACCUUAUAUUUCUUAAGAUGGAUUAGGCAAUGCAUCCUUUUUCAUACUAUUUAGCUUUACAUGCAAGGUUAUUGAAGUCUAACAGUGACCUUUACAUUGAUUUGACAAUCUAAAGAAAGCAAUUCAGAACUUUCUGACAUGGAUUGUAGAUAAAGAUUACAAUGGAUAUCGUCUAGCUGAAAAACAUUAUGAAAAUUAAACACACACACACACAAAAACUGAAUUUGAUUCAAGUCUUUUUGAAGUAUCCUUGAAAAACAGAUUACAUUCCCACACACAUCUCCUAGGUAACAUUUCCUAAUAGCUGAUGCAUAUCUAUUCCAAAUCUUUAAGAUCUAACUAUGGGUACAUUUACAGAAGUGGUAUGUAAUACUGUAGAACAAGUAGCACAUUUUAAUGGGAGUAUUUUUCCCUUGUGAUAUUAAGGAAUGUUCAAACUACAUCUGACCUAUACAGGAGCAAAUCUAGAUUUUCAUUAAGGGGUGGGGAGCAGACUGUCAUGAAGAGGGGAUACCUGAUACGAAACAUGCUGUUAAAGUAAACAAUACAUUGACAUUUAAUGAAGGGGGAGUGUGGUAGUUGUU
Molecule: messenger RNA, 2749 nt
Organism: Polyodon spathula (Mississippi paddlefish)
Lineage: Eukaryota; Metazoa; Chordata; Actinopteri; Acipenseriformes; Polyodontidae
Product: rhodopsin, freshwater form
Exons: 1
Coding region: 400-1461 (353 amino acids)
Biological process (GO): phototransduction; visual perception; G protein-coupled receptor signaling pathway
Cellular component (GO): photoreceptor outer segment; membrane
Molecular function (GO): G protein-coupled receptor activity
Source: RefSeq, a predicted model, not a curated record